AUGACUGAUUCUUCCUUUUUAGAUGUGGUUGGUCCAGGCAAGUUUGUAACCAGUAAACCAAUUCCCACAGAGAAGCUUCGGGAAUAUUGUGAAAUAAACCACGCAGAUAACAACAAGUCUUUUAAAGAAGAGUUUGUGGUGAGUAAAGUUUGGAAUCUUCAUACAUGAACACGGUCCAACAACCAACUAACUAAUAUCUCAGUCGGAUGAAUCGUCGUUCAAUGUGUAGCAGACUCAGUUUGGUCAUGUACUUGACAGAUUUUUCCAGUAGAAAAGCUAUUUACGUUUUAAAUCACUGGAUUUAGAAAUUCUGCAUGGAAUUGAACGGCAUAUGUUUGACAGGACGGUUAUCACGUGUUGUUUGCAGGUGUUUUGGUGCCGUUCAUGCACGUGCAUAUGAACAUGCUCGUGCAUGAACUGCGCGUGUGCUUCAUGUGAGAUGCUUAGCUCAGAUAAAAACCUUCUUUCAAAACAGUCCGACUCUGAUGUAGCUUAGAUGCUUACUUCCGUUGUUUCAUGUUGUCACUUGUCUUUAUCACAUUUUAGUCCAUCAGGGUUCCUGGGCAUUUUACAUGGGAAAACAGUCAGAAGCCAGAGAACAAACCCAAAAACAGAUACAAGAAUAUCAUUCCAUGUAAGUAAAGUUGUUUCAUUUGUACGAUAAAAGAUCUUGGUUGUUCUUUUAAAAUUGCAUGUGUAUUUAUUUUGCCAGCGUUUUUUUAACCCGACGUUACGGUUUUUUUACGUCUCUACAGAUGACCAUACCCGGGUGACUUUAGCUGAAUUAGAUGGCUGCCCAGGGAGUGAUUAUAUCAACGCAAACUUUAUUGAUGUAAGUGCGCCGUCAUAAAUAAGACGUGCAUAAUCAAAGAUUAUUUUCGUACGCUGUCGUAAGACCACUGCCUUAAUUUUAAUAAUAGGAGGUGAAGCCUUAUUUUGAACGUAGUUUGAUAUUUUUGACAGGGCUACAAUCACCAUUGCAAGUUCAUUGCCACGCAAGGUAAAGAAGUUGUGUUUUUAUUAUUCAACUUUAUUUUCCCUUCAUUAAUGUUUCUCAGAAAUAAACGGGAAAGUACUACUAUCUUUUAUUUUCACCUUUAGAGUUGUGGAGUGUAAUGACUUCAUUUUGUUCUGAUUUGUGUUUCAGGUCCUGUGGAAAACACAUUUGGAGACUUUUGGCGCACGGUCUGGGAUCAAGGUGUUUGUGUCGUUGUCAUGGUUACAAACAUCGUAGAAGGAGGACGGGUAUGUUGGCCCUUUAUUGACCAAUAUCACUUCAAUGCGGGCGACAAUGCGGGGAACGCGUUUCAGUGUUUAUUAAUGACUACUUUUUUAAACAUUGAAGAUAGGUGGAAGUAAGGAAUGAAAUAACAGAAACUAUUUAGGCCUUAUGGUAAUUCUUUUACAUCUAGUACUACUAGGACGUCACGAGAAUUAAAAUACAUGAUUAAGGCUUCUUUCCUUGUUUAGAUUAAAUGUUUGAAGUACUGGCCGAGUUCCUCCCCAGAAAUGUACGGCCCAGUGCUGGUAUCACCCGGUGGCGUGGAAGAAUUGGCAGAUUACGUUGUCAGAAAGUUCUCUGUGCAGAUGGUAAGAGAUUUAAACAUAUUCAGUUAUUUAGUUACUUGUUACUUGUGAAUACAUUUGUUGUCAAACGACCAAAACCAAUAUUUUUUUAGAGGAUUUUUUUCAAAACACUUUCGUUAUGGUUGAUGUGAUUUUUCACACCUCAUUUUGAAAAAUCCUCUCUUUUAUAAACUUACCCGGAUGUUUAUUUGGUCAGUGAUUCAUUUCACGUCAUACGUCCUGUUAUGAACUGUUGUAUAACUUAUCUUACGUGAUUACCAUAUUAUUAGCCUGCGUAGCAGGCGCUUGGAAGUAGUGGGCAUAAGAGAGAACGGGCGCCCGCGAGGGAGACACGCGAGGGAUGAGGGAGCUCCCUCUCCCCUCGCGUGUCACCUCGCGCGCCCGUUUUUUCUUGCGCCCACUACUUCGAAGCGCCUGCUACGCAGGCUACCAUAUUAUAAGAUUGUCAAUGUAUGUGUGGUGCAAGUUGAUUGACGUCGUGUUGUUUGCGUUGAGUGAUUUGUAUUGCAUGACUACCAAACGUAUCACCUUCUCUAAGCAGCUCAUUUCUUCUUUCUUUAGACAUCAGACACAGAGGAGUAUCGCGCUCGUGAAGUAACUCAGUAUCACUUCACAGCUUGGCCGGAUCAGGGGGUCCCUACACACGCUACUUCCCUGCUAGCUUUUCUAAGGAAGGUCCGCUCUUCCAUACCAGAGGAUUCAGGCCCCAUUUUGAUCCAUUGCAGGUAAUCUUACAUAACGUAACAUAACUUUUCAAUUCUUUUUGAUGGUGUGCGAUGAACUCAUUAGCUUUCAAACCAAAAGGGUUAAACUAACUAAUUGUUGCCUCAAAGGUUUCAAAUGAUUGGACUGGAUCUACUGCCAUAGGGGUUAGAAGAUCAACUUCCCAAUGGCUGUUUGUUAUUUUCUACAUAGAGUUUUUUUUUCUAGAUAAUUGUCUCCUUACUUUCCGUAGUACUAUUUUUUUGAAGCUGUAACAGCAAAUGUCUCUCUUUUUUCACCAGUGCUGGCGUGGGCCGCACCGGCACGUUCAUUGUCUUGGACGCCAUGAUGGACCAAAUAGAUGCAGAGGGAGUGGUAGACAUUUAUGGAUUUGUCGCUCACAUCCGUCAACAGAGAAGUGCUAUGGUGCAAACAGAGGUAAUGUGGGACUUCUUUUUUUAGUGACAGUUAUCGUGACAUAUUAGCGUGACCAAGCGUGACAUUUUUUUAAACAGGCACAGUACAUAUUUAUCCAUGACGCUCUGAUGGAGUUCGUGACAUGCGGUAACACCGAAUUUCCCGUUCGUGAACUACCAGAGAAGUUACGCGUGUUAAACACUGUUGAUCCCGACAGUGGAGACUCACUUCUGGUCACCGAGUUUAAGGUACGUGAAGCAGUGUGAACGCGCUGGCAUGCUUGCGUGGUGAACAAUUACGGUUUGAAUGUGCGCGGUUACUUGCAAAGGUUAUGAGUUUGUGGUUGGACUUUUCAUACGCUUUUACUCGAGAAUAAAGUGGUAAAAAGGAAAAGCGUUUCCUGAUUGUUAGUCUUAUAUUCAUGUAUUUUAUCAGCGUUACUUCUCGAUACAUCAGACCUUACUUAAAGUUAGUUGUCGCACAGGAAUCCCAUUCUGCGGGUAGAAGGCCAUACUCUUUGGUUUGCUUAUGACAGUGUUUAGUUGUUUUUAAAAAUGAGUGAAUUUACUUAAAAGUUGUCUACAUCUAACAAUGGUGUGUCAAUCUUGCUUCAUAGAAUCUUUGUCUAGGCGACUCUGAUUACGACUCGUUUAUCAGCGCAUCACAGCCGGAAAACAAAUCCAAAAACAGAUUCGCAAUCCUGCCAUGUGAGUGUUUGAUUCUUGCGUCUGUCUGAAUCUUAUUGUUUGUCUCCAAGUCACUGUUUCUAUGCAAUAGGUUAGAAGGCACUAGAAAGGCAUGACCCACAUUAGAACCUGCUCUAUCUCCAGCGCCAGAGCAAGGUAUCCUGCAGAAAAGGUUCUAUUGUUUCGCGUUUUUCAGCCUCCCCUGUCGCGCAUGUCUGUCUCGCGCUUCUUGUCUGCCUCGUGCCUCCGCUUCUGCAAGCUACGAUCGAGGAUGAAAACUGAACCUCAAAAGAACGACUGGCUAACGGACUAACCGUUGGCGUAUCGGCGGUGUAAAACGCACCAAUGACAUCAGAGAGACCUUUGAAGUAAUUUCGUCUUUUCAUCGUAAGGUUCUAAUACCACUUCGGUUGUCGGAGCCAAAGACCGGUGAUUUCAAAGUCUCAAUGGUAAAGGGCGUUUGUUUUUGGGUUUCAUUACUCUAAUCGUUUAUAUAGAGAAGCAGUGUCCUAUUCAGUUGUCAGUGAUGGUCGAUUAUAUAUGUGAGUGUAGUCUUCAACAGGACUGUAAAUAACAAACUGUAGCACGUGCCGUGGAAGCAUCAGUUUCUGUUCCUUUCAUUGCUGUUCAGCGCUGGUCUCACACGGAUGGCCAUGUUUGAACACUGACAGAAAAAUUAAUAUGAAUUUUUUUUAUUCCGUCGCUUACCGAUUUUUAAGCAACAAAUUAUUAUUAUUUUUUUGUCUGUUUAGUUGACCGAUCAAGAGUGACCUUGUGGCCUUACACAGGAUUGGUUGGAUCUGAUUACAUCAACGCUAGCUUUGUUGACGUAAGCAGCCAUAUUUAAUAUUGUCUCCAUUAUAUUUACCCACUCUGGUUGUUUCGCUACUUUCAGUUAGUUUCCUCUGUAAUACUUGAAUAAACUCAAAUUUUCUAUCCAUAGCAAUCUCUUCUACCAAUGUUACUCAUUUGUUGAUACAACGCCCAAGGUUCUCCAUGAUAAUCUGGUUGGGGUGUGCUGCUCUUCCAACAAAACACUCAUUUUUAAGAGUAACUGAAAAUAGGUUGACUUGCUAACAAUGUUGAGACCUAACAGCUGAGAAAUUCACAACUUACCUCCAAAUCUCAUCACUUUAAGAUAGUUACUUGGUUCUGUCGUCGUCGUGGUUUGUUUAAGUGUAACCUGCGAUCAGGCGGUCCUUCUUCCCUUCUGUUUUGGAGACGAAAAAAAAAACCGCCUGAUCGCAGGUUAGUCUAAGUGCCUAUCGCUACUACAAUUUGCCGAGGUAAAGCAUAGUUUUUGCUUUACUCGUUGCAGAGCUUUCAGCAGCGCGAAGCAUUCAUCGCUACCCAGGCCCCGCUAGAUAACACGGUCGUGGAUUUCUGGAGGAUGAUUUGGGAGUAUGAGGCCUACUCCGUGGUGAUGCUGUGCACCAUGAAUGAAAUUGAACAGGUGUGAAAACUAAUAACGUGACUAGUUAGGGUGGUGAACAUUAAUAUUACAGUAUUAGAGUUUUAUGUCUAGGUUUGAAUAAAAAGUCUUUGAAACAAAGAUCUAGACUGCAAAAUUAGUUGGGAAGGUUAGCAGUUCAUUUUAAUGUUCAAAAGCGCUAGUUUGCCCUUUUGCUAAAUACCUCCAAUGUUGGGAUAUAACAAAACAAGUGCGCGCACAAAAACUUUAAUUUUGUUUAACAUUGGGACAGGGAGCGGGAAAAAAAGUAAAAAGAGUUAAAAAGUAAGAGCCUGCCCAACACUUUUGACGAUGAUUGCAUCUAUUACGUCACAGUCAAUAUAGGAUUAUUCGAUGUUAUCAAUUGUGCGAAUCUUAAGAACCCGGUUAACUGAUAAAUUCCUCGCCUCUCUCUUUUCCUUCCCUUAGAAAGAAAAGAACACGUCUGUUGACGCUAAACCUAAAGUCGUGAUACUUGGUUUUGUUGUUUAAGAACGCCGCGCCCUCCCUUCCUCCACUCACGCCCAAAAAAAAGAAAAAAAAAAAAGGAUAGCCAAUUCUAGUGAUGAACGUGAAGUGUGGAUGAACAUUUGAUAGCGUCACGCUCUUAGGGGAAUAGAAAGUAAUUAUGAAUAAUUUUGUUUCCUUACAGGGGCAAUGUGCGUAUUAUUUGCCCCGCAAAGAAGAAUUCAUUGUUUUUGGUUUGCUGAUGAUUGAAGUCGAGUCCGUAGAACAGAAAAACGGUUUCUGUAGGCGAAACCUCAAGAUAACUAACACAAAGGUAAACCAAUCGUAGGUAUAUUAUUCUCGAACAUUUGUUGUUGUCGACUGAGCUAGCGUUUCGAGUAUUAGCUCUGCUUUAGAUCUGUAAAAAGUUUGAGUAAUUGUUGUUACGUAUUAUGUAAGACUUGUCCCUUCAGCAGACAUGAUAUAAACAGGAGCCCUCAUAAAUUAAAAUUACAUGUAUAAGAAUACCAAAUAAAAUGUCAAAGUGUAGUUAGUAGCAAAACGAAAUCACACAUACUGUUUUACGUAUACAAGGAAAUUACAAAUGCGGUUGUUGUUAGCGUCACUUUGAACAGAGGAAACGAUUUGCACCGCUUUGCAGCAUUCGGGAGCUCAUUCUAAGAGUUUGCUCCUUGGUUCGCCAUGGCACUUUCUUCUAAACUCAGUUCUUACAGCCGGAAUUACAACAUUUCAUUUAAAUAACAAAUCUUUUUAUUUAACAGAGUGGUGAAAUUCGCAGUAUUUACCAUUUCCACUUCACUGACUGGGCGGAGCGUUCCGUUCCCCUCAACGGAGUUGGCCUUCUGGAUAUGAUGAAAUGCAUCACGCGCGUGCAACAACAGACAGGCAACGGACCAAUAGUCGUCCAUUGCAGGUAUGACGUUAUCGUUUGCUCUAACGCGAGCUUGCAAAACGGGCGCGAAAUUUUGUACGCAAGUUUCAUAAUUUUGGGGGAAAAAACAGACUUGAUGUUAUAUAUGUGGACUAUCUACUGAAACGAUAUUUUUAGGCGAGGAAAGUCUUUUUCGCGUAUUCAUGAAAGAUAAAGCUGCCUGGUGACAAUGUCUUACUGGUAUGAAGCUACCCGUUUUACUUUUCACCUUUACACUGACGAGCGAAACCACAUAAGUCUUACGUCUGUACCAAAACGUCAUCCAGUCCUUUGACCUGAGGAACAUCUACAUACUUUACUGGGUCUCGGCUUUUAACGUCUUUCUUUCUUUGAAUUCUCCUAGUGAUGGAAGCGGCCGUACAGGGACGUUUUGUGCAGUGAACAUCGCCCUGGAGCGAGUCAAGUUAGAUGGAACAAUAGAUAUGUUUCAGAGUGUACGGCGCCUGCGCACUCAAAGACCUCUUAUGGUCCAAACAGCGGUGAGGAGAAUUUGCGUUUGUUUGUUCAGUUUAUUAGUUGCUUGCAAUGUGUUUCACGCAGCACCUUAAAACAGAUUACCUUAAACCAUUCAUUGAAAAGCCCCACGUUUGACUCAUGUCUUUUUUUACGCUAAGCAUUAUAUGCUUAGCCUCUUCUAUCAAGUAAGUGUUGUGAAGUGGCAAGAAGAAUUUUUUCCUCAUCCCUUGUUUUUUUCCAACAGGUACAGUACAAGUUCUGUUACGAAAUAACUCGCCUGUUUGUGGAUUCUUACAGCGAUUACGCAAACUUUAGGUGA
Porites evermanni is the source of this 7016-nucleotide messenger RNA. NCBI's taxonomy places the organism in Eukaryota, Metazoa, Cnidaria, Anthozoa, Scleractinia, Poritidae. The record is from the annotation of a GenBank genome assembly.